UCUCCUUUAUUCUUGGUCUUCAUUCCUUCUUCACCAUCUCUCUCUCUCUUUCUCUCUCUCUCUCAUUUCUUUCCCUGUAGCUUCUCUCUGCAAAGAACUUCCUCUUAUUGAUGUGAUUCUCCACUAGUAUUAUCCAACAAAAAUCACCCCAUCAACCUUUACAAAAGGAGAAAGCUCAUAUAGGAACCAUGGAUUUUUCUUCCAUCCCAGCAUAUCUUGAUCCAGCCAACUGGCAACAACAACCGAAUCACCAAACUGGAGUAAGUAGCAGUACGGCUACCCAGCAUCUUCCACCUCCACCACCCCCACCCCCACAACCUCAUGGAAGUGGAGGUGCAGGAUCCAUCCGUCCCGGUUCUAUGGCAGAUCGAGCACGGAUGGCAAACAUACCUCUGCCGGAGCCAGCAUUAAAAUGUCCAAGAUGUGAAUCAACCAACACCAAGUUUUGCUACUUCAAUAACUACAGUCUCACCCAGCCUCGCCACUUUUGCAAAACCUGUAGAAGGUACUGGACUAGAGGAGGUGCCUUAAGGAGUGUCCCUGUUGGAGGAGGCUGCAGGAGGAACAAGAGAAGCAAGGAAAGCAGCUCAAAAUCUCCAAUAAGUGGUUACCGUCAAACCGGUUCCUGUUCCUCGAGCACCGUCUCUUCUAACAGCGGGACCAGUGAUACAUUUGGUCUUGGACCACAGGUUCCGCCCAUGCGGUUCAUGGCUCCACUUCACCAUCAUACUGAAUUUGCUUCUGGUAAUAUUGGGUUAAAUUAUGGUGCGCUUUCAAAAACUCUUGUUGGAGGAGCAAGUGACCUGAAUUUUCAAAUGGGUAGUGCUUUAGCUAGUGCUGGUCUUGGUGGUAAUGGUGGUGCUGGAGGUUCUCUUUUGUCAAUGGGCGGUUUUGACCAGUGGAGGAUGCAGCAAGGACAACAAUUACCCUUUUUGGGAGGAUUGGAUUCUUCUGCUUCUGGGUUAUACCCAUUUGAAGGUGGUGCUGAACCAUCUGGUUAUGGUGGUGGAGCUGAUCAUAUAAGGCCAAAGAUAUCAAGUUCUACAGCUACUCCGUUAGCUUCUGUGAAAAUGGAAGACAAUCAGGAGUUGAAUAUGUCAAGGCAGUUCUUGGGAAUUCCAGGGAAUGAUCAGUACCCGGAGUGGUACUUCAUGGACAGAUCUUUCUAGUUUUAGUUCUUCUUCCACUAGCAAUCCUUUAUAGAUUUUGUCUAUGGUUUUGUGUGGUGAAGCUCCAGGGUUUUUUUUUUGUUUUGUUUUUUUUUGUCAUUGGGGUUUGUGGAGGUAGCGCUCUUCAGCCAAAGAAAACUAAAGCAAGUGGGAUAUGGUACCUGCCUCCUCUUGGUACGAUCUAUAAUCAUGAUUAGCUGGAAUAUGAUUCAAGGACUUUGCAAUUAGAGUUUAAGUAGAGAAACCCUAGAAUGGUAGGACUUAUAAUUCUCUUUGGUUUUGGUCUAAUUUAAUUACUUUUCCCCACCUUAAUGUACUAUGAAGACAUUAAUGUAUUAGCAUGUUUAAACCCA
This is a messenger RNA of Populus trichocarpa (black cottonwood), 1522 nucleotides long. Its product is annotated as dof zinc finger protein DOF5.1. Gene Ontology annotation, biological process: regulation of DNA-templated transcription. The coding region runs from base 189 to 1169 and encodes 326 amino acids. The transcript has 2 exons. Gene Ontology annotation, molecular function: DNA binding; DNA-binding transcription factor activity. The record is from RefSeq and is a predicted model, not a curated record. Lineage: Eukaryota; Viridiplantae; Streptophyta; Magnoliopsida; Malpighiales; Salicaceae.